GCUAGCUAGUAAAUAUAGAAUAGCUAGAAAAUACUAGCUAGAUAUCGGGCUUUUGGCCGGACCAAAGACAUGAAGAAAUUCAAGAGACGAUGGAGAGUAAUUUCUGCUCUUUAAACGACUCCGAAGACCUUAGUAUUUUAAUAUCAGAUCCUGAUGAGAGGUUGCGGAUUGAAAGGACCAAGACUCUGUUUGAGGAGAUCCGGGCUUCCCUCAAUAACAAUGAUGAAGAGGACCGAUCUUUCUGGAGGCCCGUGUUGCCUUGGGGGGGUGUGUACACCAUCCGGGCCGGACGCAAGGCUAUCUCCUGCAUCCCCUUGUACGUGAAGGUCAAUCUGAAGAACACCUGCACCAUCGAUGGCUUCCUCAUGCUCCUGUAUGUCAUCUUGCGGGACAACCAGACCUUCCCCCGGGAGGUGGGAGUGUUCUUGGGCCGGGAGUUUGUGGAGCACUUCCUCUAUCUCAUGGACUCUUACGACUACACCACUGUCAAGAUGCUGUGGAUCUUGGACCGUAUGUCCAAGCAGCAGUACCGCUCGGCCAUCCACCAGUCUGCCCUGGAGAUCGACCUGUUCGGCAACGAGCACGAGAACUUCACCAAGAACCUUGAGGACAUCAUGUCCACCAUCCAAGAGAGCCUGUGCACUAACUGGGGUUGUCCGGCCCGCUUUCAGGAGUUCCUCAAAAAGACCAUUAACAUCAACCCUCCUCAUGAGCUACCUCAUAGAGACCCUAUCCAGUCUGCAGUGGACCAGUUCUUCUGCACCAAAAUUGUGCUUUGCCAAGAGUUUGGCUGCAAUGGGCUCCGGGAGUUCUCCCAGAGGGUUUUCUGCCACGGACCCCCUCCGUUCAUCAUACUCAACAUGCAGCUGUGGAAGUCAGAGGAGUUGUCCUAUGUGCCCUACCAUCUGGCUUUGUCCCAGCACAGGUACUCCCUAGAGGGCGCCACACUCUUCAACAAGGAGGAGCACCACUAUUCUGCGGCCUUUCAGAUUGACGGCUCCUGGAUGCACUACGACGGCCUCCGCAGCGACAACCUCAUCCUGCUCAACAAGCCACCUGAGCUCCUGUUGCUCUCUUCUCUUGUCUAUGUCCGUUGCUCUGACAACAAGUGAGCUGCCGUGGCCACGGGGAUUGGGGUUGCAGGUCGCAGGACUGGAAAACGGGCUCACCCGGAUUACAGGUGUUGCAGAAUUUGAUCAUAGAUCAGUUUGCCAACCACUGCCACAACUACAAUGGCUUUUAGCACAGAGCAGGGCAUUAAGGAACGUUUCUCCAAGUGUCAGAUUGAAAGAUGUUUGAGAGGCCUUGUUUCUUCUUUGCUUCACUUGGCAUUAUUCUUGCAUUUUUUCCCUCUUCUUGAUCUUAUUUCUUCAGAUUGUCAUUAAUUGUGUUUCCUAAUGUGUCUUUUCCUAAUUUGUCUGCUCAUGAGGUAACAUAGUUAGCACUGGCUAUCUCUGCUAAGCUGUUGCUGAUGAGCUGUUCCUAUUUAUUAUGAAAUGUUGACAAUUCUGUGAUUCUUUCCUAUUUGCGGUCUUAGAUUUGUCUAAGAUGCUUCUUUAAUUGGCCAUGGAGAAUUGAAAAUGUUUCUCUUUUUGGUUUGCAUGCUUGGAAUCCAAGAAAUGCAUAUUAUGGACUAUAAUAGUUCUGGGCUGUGAAGUAGAGGCUGAAUGGGGAAAACAUUGUGAAAAAAAAGCUCAGAAUAUUGAUAAAACAUCUUCAAGUUUGUGGGUUUUUCCUCUAUGGGUUUUAAGCAAUAUGCUCAUUUUAUUUGUAUCCAUUUUCUCAAACACAAACAUGUUCUGCUAUACUUGGGAAUAUGGGAUACAUUGUUGUUUAUUCUUUGAAAUCAUUUGAUUUGAACAAGGCAUAGGAGGUGAUUGAAUGCUUUUGGAGACAUGUUCGAAAGUUAGACGUCAACUGGUGCUCCCCCCCCCCCCCCCCCCUCAUGUGCCAUUGAUUUACUAUAAUACACCAAUAUUAUUGUAGGCACUCAUUGAUAACUGCCAUCCUAUCUGACUGUUGCUCUGACUUUUCCAGAGGACAUCUUGAAGUUUAGCAUGAGCCUGUAUAUCACUAAAGAAAUACCUUCUAAUGUUACAAGGAUCACAAAAAUUGAGGCCCAUUUCACAGCACAUAAGCCUGUCAGUGAGUGCCAAACCUACCACUUACGUGGACACAUGGUUGAUGUGUAUUGACGCAGGAUUUGAACACUUCAGGCAUACAGUCUACAUUGCCUAAGUCACAUGAUUGUUAUACAGUAGUUUUGUUGCUCAUAUUCACUUGGUAGGAAGGGAAAGCAAGUGCUAUUUGCAGAUGGCGUCCACAACUUCAAGUUAUGCCAAUUCUUACGUAUUUGCAAGGCUUCCACUGUUAUAUUGAAAGUUGUUUAUUUUGCCUGUAUCAGCUUUCACAAUUGUACCAAGAUGUGUGUUGCCUAGGGAUUGUUUUUCAUAAAAUAAUAAUCAAAAACCUUUGCUACAAUAUCUAUCUUAUGCAUUAUCAUGAUGCAAAUGUCCAGUGCUAAGUUAGUGACCUCAUAUACUCUAACGCCAAAAGUUUUAGGCAAAAAAACUGAAAAGUUAUCCAGUGAUUUCAAAACAAAAUAUGGCUUAAAAAAUAAUAAUUAAAAAAAGCCUGACACAGUCACUCACAGCUCUUGAUAUGAUGACUUGUCCCAUCACAUCUACUGCUGAUCCAAUCUCAUGACCCUUUUUUUUGCUUUGUAAUGAAAACGUACAGAUUUACAGUCUCUACCUUUGUUGUCUCAGAGGCAAAACUUAAGUGUUUAACUAUGCAGCCUUUGUUUUUAAUACUACAAUUUGUUUUUUUAAAGCAAUAAAAUAUUUUUGUACACUACAGUCAGUUGCCUUUUUUUUAAGAGGUUGUAUUCGGCAAUGGGUUAUUGCAUGUGAGAAACUGGAUUAAAAUGAACUGU
This is a messenger RNA of Sardina pilchardus (European sardine), 2935 nucleotides long. It is a transcript of the gene dorip1, whose product is annotated as chromosome 20 C14orf28 homolog. The transcript is spliced from 5 exons. Bases 90 to 1112 code for a protein of 340 amino acids. NCBI's taxonomy places the organism in Eukaryota, Metazoa, Chordata, Actinopteri, Clupeiformes, Clupeidae. The record is from RefSeq and is a predicted model, not a curated record.